Molecule: messenger RNA, 2781 nt
Organism: Branchiostoma floridae (Florida lancelet)
Lineage: Eukaryota; Metazoa; Chordata; Leptocardii; Amphioxiformes; Branchiostomatidae
Product: sulfotransferase 6B1-like
Exons: 7
Coding region: 380-1420 (346 amino acids)
Biological process (GO): sulfation
Cellular component (GO): cytoplasm
Molecular function (GO): sulfotransferase activity
Source: RefSeq, a predicted model, not a curated record
UUUCUUAUAUAUUACAAAGAAACUUUUACCAAUCUAACUUUUAAGAUCAGUUGGGCUGGCUGAAAGGGAAUUUCUUACCGCUAAAAACACGCGUCUAUGCAGCCGUUCAGUUUUUGGGUCGGAUCUUUUUAUACCCACUCGGAAUAAUACCUGGAUGAGAUCCUAAGUCUGAAAAUAACACGAUAGGCGCAAGGUACACCGAAUACACGCGCCUGCGUUAGAGGCAGAGUCACAUAAGUCAUAGAACGUGCAUAACCCUAAGAUACAUAUCGUAUAGUCAUUUAUUUGUUUCAAAAAUCCCGCCGUACGACUUCUGUGACUGGCGACAAAUAAAGAAGUUUUGAACUUGUGCACUGCUAAUCCUUCACCUUAUAUCAAUAUGUACAUACAGUCCACUGGUGACGUCGACAAAGUACACCUACGACUACAGACUGAGGCAGCGGGUUUAGAAUUGUUUAUUGUGCGCAGAAUUCUUUAUUGUGUGCAGAAGUCUUUAUUGUGUAUAUCUACUGCACAGGUAUCAUCAAGGACGAUGGCGGAGGCAACUGCAAGUUUCAUGGACGACGAUAACUUCACUCAUGUCGUCACCGAGGGCAUCAGAUAUCCACCUUUUGUUACCGAGGCCAAUCUGGAAGCCAUGGCGACCUUUGACAUCCGGGAUGACGACAUAGCCAUAGUGACUUUUCCGAAAACAGGAACCAACUGGAUGCUAGAAAUCAUCACUAAGAUCCUGUCAGCCGGCGGCCGGACCGACGCCUCUUCUGAUGACAUGGUGGGGAAGCUGGAGUUCACAUAUCCUCACGAGCCACGCCCUCAUCACGUGAUGCUGCAGGAAUGUGCCUCUCCCCGCGUCAUCCUCACCCACCUCACCCCGGACACCGCCCCGCCUGGGAUCGCUCAUCCUCAGAACAACGUUAAGGUAAUCGUCGUUAUGAGGAAUCCCAAGGACACGGCGGUUUCUUUCUUCCACUUCGAACAGAAGAUGAGGUCUCGUUUGGGAAAGCAGGCACAUCAUUCGUGGGAUGAAUAUUUUAUGCAGAAUUUCCUGCCCGGCAAUCAUCCAUUCGGCUGCUACUUCGACCACAUCCUUGGCUGGUGGGAGAGACGUGACGACCCCCACUUCUUGUUCUUAAAGUAUGAAGACAUGAAGCAGGACCUUCCCAAAGCCGUGAAGACAGUGGCGGCGAUUCUCCAGGUCAAACUGGAUGACGCUUCCAUCGAGACUAUCGCGCAUGCGUGCACCUUCUCCAGCAUGAAGUCCACCCUGGAUAACUCACGGUACGACGACAGGACUCUUAUGGCCCGCAAAGGUAUUGUUGGAGACUGGAAGACGAUGUUUACCGACGAACAAAGCAGGCUGCUCGACUUGAAAUGCAAGACAAAGCUGGAGGGGACUGGACUUCAGUUUAACUUCGAAUAGUUUAAGCCUCAGUUAAGAGUAUAUUCCACAAAGGUAGAUCAUGCAUGUGACUGUAUGUGACAAAUACAUAGGAGUACAACUCAAACCCUUGUGUGUGUUCUUUGAACCUGCCAUCAAUCUGUAAAUAAUCUCCAAGCAUAUUUACCAGUGGCAUUAUACAAAAGAAAAAGCCGGCCAUACAGUGUCCAACUGGCAAAUUGCUCCUAGCUACUCUUUUAGUCUUAUGCGCCCCCAAAUCAAUGCACGAGGGCGAAAAAAGACAAAUGCUGCAAAAAAUGCUGCUAAACCACAGGACUUUUAAGGCAAUUUCUUUCCCAGGCUUGCCUUGUGUUCACCUCUAGUAAGAUUAUAAGAGAUAAUUGUUGCCGUUUUAACAAUGUUUUUAUUGCCAUUCUUGUUUAAACAGAGAACAAGUGUACUGUUGCCUUAUGCCCUGACCAUGUGCCCCGGGAAUCUUACCCCAGAGAGCAGAUCCUCGAUCUGGCAAGCAUAGAAUUCUAAUUGACCAGGGAUAUUAUUGGGUGACAUAUGGCCACAUGUUUCGUGUUUUUUUUUUUUUUGUUGCUUUUUUAGAACAUGCUCAUAUCAAUGUGCGCGACAAUGUUAUCCAUAAAAUUAAGUCAGUGCGGCCCAACUCAGGGAAGAGAUUGAUUCUGAUAUGACAGACAUACAUGCAUAGAGUUCAAGCUUAGCAAAGUUUCCCCAGUGAGAUCUAUCAUGCAUCAUUGUAAUCAGGUUCCUAUCACUUAGUCCAGUCUCUGAUUCAAUAAAUGUUCUUUAACGUAAGGUAGAUACUGCCUCUUCGCCUCUUUGCCUCUGGGGACCACAGGAGAAGUUUUCCGGCUGGUUCGCUAUGCCGAGUGACAAGGCCAGCUAAACUUUGCCGGCGUCGCCUGAUUUCAGUUGAGAUGGGUCGAAAAGUCCCAUAGAGGUGUUUGUUUGUUGUGUGUCCCCAUCAAGGCUUGUUAUACACGACACAUAGCAUCCUGGAGAAUUAACCGUCCAGUCUACUGGUCCGAUCUGACAGAACCCUGAUAUAAAUAUCGUAUGAUCAUCAUAGCCAUUGAUUAGCUGUCACAAUCCCACCAUACCACUUCUGUGAUGGGGGUUGAGCGAAAAAUAAACAAGUUUUGAACCCUGCCCUACUGAUCCUUCACCUCACAUCAAAUAUUUACGCACAGUCCACUUGUACGUCGACACCAUACACCUACGACUACAGAAGGGGUUAGAAUUCUUCUUUGUGUGCAGAAUUCUUUAUUGUGUACAGAAGUCUGUAUUAUCACGGUACAUCUACUGCACAGGUAUCAUCAAGGCCGGUAAGUACCUACAUUUACAUGUACAGAGAAGAAACAUCCAGGUCA